AUGGUCCAGAGCGACAUGUCCAAAUCGCCUCCCAGCCCGGCGCAGGAGGUGCAGAUGGAGCUGCUGGACAACCCCCUGCCCGCGGCGGCGGCGGCGGCGGCGGCAGCGCAGUCUUACGGUAAAGGGGCAAGAAGAAAAAACCGAUUUAAAGGAUCAGAUGGGAGUACAUCUUCUGACACUACCUCUAACAGUUUUGUACGCCAGGGUUCGGCGGACUCCUACACCAGCCGUCCAUCCGAUUCAGAUGUAUCUCUGGAAGAAGACAGGGAAGCAGUGCGGAGAGAGGCAGAGCGACAGGCCCAGGCACAGCUGGAAAAAGCAAAGACAAAACCUGUUGCAUUUGCAGUUCGGACAAAUGUUGGGUACAGUGCAGCUCACGAUGAUGAUGUUCCAGUCCCAGGCAUGGCCAUCUCAUUUGAGGCUAAAGAUUUUCUUCAUGUUAAAGAAAAAUUUAAUAAUGACUGGUGGAUAGGACGGUUGGUAAAAGAAGGCUGUGAAAUAGGAUUCAUACCAAGCCCAGUCAAACUAGAAAACAUGAGGCUGCAGCAUGAACAAAAGGCAAAACAAGGAAAAUUCUACUCCAGUAAAUCAGGAGGAAACUCUUCAUCCAGUUUGGGUGACAUCGUUCCUAGUUCCAGAAAAUCGACGCCUCCAUCAUCUGCUAUAGACAUAGAUGCCACUGGCUUAGAUGCAGAAGAAAAUGAUAUUCCAGCAAACCAUCGCUCCCCCAAACCCAGUGCAAACAGUGUAACAUCACCCCACUCCAAAGAGAAAAGAAUGCCCUUCUUUAAGAAGACAGAGCACAUCCCUCCCUAUGAUGUAGUGCCUUCUAUGCGACCAGUAGUUUUAGUGGGGCCUUCUCUGAAGGGAUAUGAGGUAACAGAUAUGAUGCAAAAAGCAUUAUUUGAUUUUUUAAAACAUAGAUUCGAAGGGCGUAUAUCAAUUACACGAGUCACAGCAGACAUCUCGCUCGCCAAACGCUCAGUAUUAAACAAUCCCAGUAAGCAUGCGAUAAUAGAGCGAUCUAACACAAGAUCAAGCUUAGCUGAAGUUCAAAGUGAAAUUGAGCGGAUUUUUGAAUUAGCAAGGACACUGCAGUUGGUAGUGCUUGAUGCUGAUACCAUUAACCACCCAGCUCAACUAAGCAAAACCUCUCUGGCUCCCAUUAUAGUAUACGUAAAGAUUUCUUCUCCUAAGGUUUUACAGAGGUUAAUAAAAUCUCGAGGGAAAUCUCAGGCCAAACACCUUAAUGUUCAGAUGGUGGCAGCUGAUAAACUGGCACAGUGUCCUCCCGAAAUGUUCGAUGUAAUUCUCGAUGAGAACCAGCUUGAAGAUGCUUGUGAGCACCUUGCUGACUAUCUGGAAGCCUACUGGAAGGCCACACAUCCACCUAGCAGCAAUCCUCCUAACCAGCUUCUCACUCGCACACUUGCAACAGCCACUCUUCCUAUUAGCCCAGGUCCAAAUAUCAAUUUACAGGAAUCUCAAGGAGACCAGAGGAAUGACCAUUCAGUCCCUGAACGCAGCGCUUCACAAAUUGAAGAGGAAGCACGGGUUGAACCCAUCAAGAAAUCCCAGCAUCGCUCUUCCUCAAGCCAACACCACAACCAUCGCAGUGGUGUUAGAGGCCUUUCUAGGCAAGAAACUUUUGACUCAGAAACACAAGACAGCAGAGAUUCGGCUUACGUAGAGCCAAAGGAGGACUACUCACAUGAGCACGGUGACCACUAUGAUUCUCACAGGGAUCACAAUCAUAGAGACGAGUCCCACGGGAGCAGUGAUCACAGACACAGAGAAUCAAGGCAUCGCUCAAAGGAGAGGGACCGCGAGCAGGACCACAAUGAAUGCAACAAACAGCGCAGUCGUCAUAAAUCAAGGGACCAAUAUUGUGACAAGGAUGGGGAAGUGGUAUCGAAAAAACGUAACGACGCAGGAGAAUGGAACAGGGAUGUUUACAUCCGUCAGUAACUUUUGCCUCUGGCAGUCUUGUGUUUCUUUGAAGUCUUGUAACAAUGCCCCUUGAAAAUAUCUUUGGGUUCUUCAUUGCAGAACAUAUGGUAUCCUUCUGUAUGCUGAUUUGUAUUGCUGUUGCUUGCAUAGCAAUAGCAUGAAAUAGAAUAUUCAUAUACUUAAUUUUUUGGUUAGUGCUAUAUGAAUUAGCGUAGUACAACUGCAGAGUUCCUGAUGUUGUACUAUGCCAUUUUUCAAGCUGUUUUUUGGUAGCUGCCACUUGAACAAUAUCUGUUGCCAUCAAGGUGUUGUUAGUGUUUUUUAAAAAAAGGUACAUUUGAUGUUUAAUAACUUCCCGUGUAUUCAGCAAGCCAGAAUCAGCACAUAAAAAAAUCUAAAACUUUUUGUCUGCUCUGAUUUUUAAUUUGUAUGCACUUGAUUUGCAUAUUGAUUUAAGAGCCACUAUCUGUUGCUUGUACCUCUGGUGGACUCCAUUUGAAGACAGAAUUCAGUCUUGCCUUACACACAGGGGAUCAUAAAGUCCAAAUCUAUUUUCUAUGUACUGGUACUGUGUACUGUAUAUACAGUUUAUAAAUGUUAUUUCUGCAGACACCUUCUUACUAUAUAAGUUUGAUCACACUGUUUUAGAGUCCUAAUGCCAAGUCAGCAGAUUUGCUUUUGAAUUACUGGCAACUGGAACUAGCCUCAUUUAGGAAAUCUGUAACAGUGUUCAAUCUAAAUACUUUUUCUUCUGUAGCAGAAAGCUUAUACUUAUUGUAAAUAUGAAUGAGUGCUUGAGAUAAAGGGUCUAACUCUUAUACCUUAUGCUGUCCUUGCAAACCCAAUUUUGCAUUUUAAAUUUAUGGUGAAGGUAACGAACUUACCACUAUAAAUUAUUCUUCUCUGUACAGGUCACAAAAUUGCAAUGGACACAGCUUAAUUUUUGUUCUGUUGUCAGAAUAAUGGAGCACACAUGACAGAGGUGUGUAUGUGAGCGGGUGGGUGGUGGACGGGCGUACGUGUGUGCAUGUGCACGUUAGGCAGCAAAGCGUGAGAAUCUACUGAAGAAAACAAAGGUUACUCAAAAGCCCAACAAGUCUGUUUCUUCAUUCUGUCUAUUAAUUUAAAAAUCCAAAUUGCAGUGGGGGAAUAUGAGGGAGUUUACUGGCCCAGCUAAUUGAGAAAGCAUAAAUCUGCUGGCUCUUUGUUGAGACUUCAGGAGAGUAAAAACAGGCAAAUGUUACUGUGAGUGUUUCACUGGAAAUGUAAAAUCUUUGUGUUUUAGAGUAUUUGUUUUAGUAAGAAAAGUUUACACAGCUUGUGGAGAGUUAUUUUGUUGGAAAAUAAAUUUUUGUAGCUUCUCCA
Messenger RNA from Gymnogyps californianus (California condor), 3315 nucleotides. RefSeq names its product calcium voltage-gated channel auxiliary subunit beta 2 (gene CACNB2). The coding region runs from base 1 to 1968 and encodes 655 amino acids. The transcript is spliced from 14 exons. Gene Ontology annotation, biological process: regulation of voltage-gated calcium channel activity; chemical synaptic transmission; neuromuscular junction development. Gene Ontology annotation, cellular component: voltage-gated calcium channel complex. Gene Ontology annotation, molecular function: protein binding; high voltage-gated calcium channel activity. The record is from RefSeq and is a predicted model, not a curated record. NCBI's taxonomy places the organism in Eukaryota, Metazoa, Chordata, Aves, Accipitriformes, Cathartidae.